AUGGCCUUGCUUCGCGAUGUGCCCACUGGUUUGUCCUUAGCAGCCACUUUGUCGAAAUUAACCCUAACAUCACCAUCACCCGGGUACUUCCCAGCACUUUGCUUAACACUAUCUGCGCUGUGCUUGUCUUUUAACCCAAGGUCUUUAAACUGUGGAUCAAAGGAGACGAGUAAGUCAAACUUGAGAAGACACAUGCGAGAACAAGCAUCCAACAGUGAACAUAUCAACAACAUCAUGGUCAUUGUUGUUGAUAUGUUCACUGACACAGCCACGAGCACUACUACCAUAAGCACAAUCUUCAAUGUCAAUAAUCCCGUUUCGGAGACACAACGGCUGGGACGGCAACAAGGGGGUCUGGUGCUAUCGUUGUCACUGUUGGUAUGGCAACUACUUGCUGCAAAUUUGGUUUAUGGUGCAGCUGGAAUCGUGGCAGAUAACUAUAAUUCUGCGGCCAUGGGAGUUGGAGACAGAACAUACAGUGGCGGUCAGUAUGCUUCAACAAAGGAUAAUGCAGUUGCGAACACACUUGCUGAUUAUCUAAAAGGAUACAGAGGGAGUAGUGGUAGUGGCAUCGGGAUGAAUGACUUUACCCACCGUCACGACCAGCAACAAGAGUCUAUAGUGGAAUACCAUCAAGCUCAGUACGGAAGCAACCAAAAUCGAUAUGGAAGCAGCGGUAGUGGUGGUGGGGGAGGAGUUGGUGGCAGCGGUGGUGAUGAACAACAAAGCCACAUCUCUGCUGGGUAUCAACCGAGGACAUACCAUCAGUCUCCUGUGUCAGAAGAGUCGGAGCAUUCAUAUGAGGUUCCUCCUCCUCCUCAUCAUCAUCAUCAUCAACAUCAAAGCGACAUUGAUAAGUUCGGGGAAAAUAAUUUCUCGCAUCAAUAUGGACAAGAAUCUUCUGAGAGCGGUGGUGGUAGUGAUGGUGCUUACCAUUCAGCUAGUGGUAAUGAAGGGUCUUCAUCCAUUGAUUAUCACCAAAACCAUCCGGAACUUUCCACUUCUCAGCAUCAGCAUACGGAUGUAAUUAACUACGUACCCUACCCGGUAGUUAAGAAGGUUCACAUACCCUAUGCAAAGCCUGUGCAAAUUCCCAUUUCAAAUGCCAUCCUUAUACCAAUUCGUCGGCCAGUUCCGAUACACAUUCCAAUAACGAAACAGAUUCAAGUUCCAGUCGAGAGGGAACUUAAGAUCCCAGUUGAAAAGCUGGUGCCGUAUCCGGUUGAGAAGCAUGUACCGGUGCCAGUGGAGAAACAUGUGCCUUAUCAAGUUGUGAAGUAUGUGCCGGUAAAAGUGCCCAAACCAUAUGCGGUUAAGGUUCCUGUUGUAAAAACAGUUGUGCACAAGAUUAAACAGUGGUGGUAGGACAAUGUGUUGUCAAUGUGGUUGCUUGGAUGUAUAGGUUUAAGUUUUUUUCUUAUUUUGCUUAAUAAAUUUAAAUUAUAGAUUUGUGAUAAAAUAAACAUUUUGAAAGUUUAAUAAAAUGCUUGUCUAUUUGAAAAUAUUCCUUAUGUACAAAAUUUCAUUUAUUGAUAAUACUAGUAUAUGUUGUUGGGAAAUAUUCCGAUUUGCGAUAGGUACAUGAACUUAAGUUCGUAAAAGGAUUUUUCAGUCUCAGAUUUUCUAAGGUGUGAAAUCUUACACAAGCUUGGACAUGACCAGCUCAACCAUAAGGGUGGAAUUUUUGAUGCAUUUUAAUAUGAGAUAUGCAUAUGGAGGUUGAGAAAUAACCAA
Messenger RNA from Episyrphus balteatus (marmalade hoverfly), 1734 nucleotides. RefSeq lists its product as uncharacterized. The transcript is spliced from 3 exons. The record is from RefSeq and is a predicted model, not a curated record. Lineage: Eukaryota; Metazoa; Arthropoda; Insecta; Diptera; Syrphidae. The coding region runs from base 1 to 1365 and encodes 454 amino acids.